UUUACAGCAUGUAUUCUGUAAUCUGUAGUGGAAUACAUUUCAAAAGUAACCCUCACAACCCUGGUAGUCAGUAUACGCUUGCUUUUUUCCAAAGUCUGUUUGCGUAUAACAACUUAUAAGGAUACAUUUUUGCUUAUACCCGACUUUCCUCGUUAUUUACAAAAUAAAUCGCUUCGUUCGCAGGAACGAGUUUAUCACUUUUAUUCAUCAAGCUUCACGACGCUGAACCGCAGUAGCGUUGUGAUCAAUGUGAUCGCGUCUGCUCCAGAAAAACGAUCUUUCAUGUCGAUGUUGAUGUUGUAGGGAAGAAAUAAAGAUGCCGCAGCCGAAAUCGCGAAAGAUCGACGUCCUGGGCUACAGAUCUGUCGGGAAAUCCUCCUUGACGAUACAGUUUGUGGAAGGCCAGUUUGUUGACUCAUACGAUCCAACUAUUGAAAACACGUUUACUAAAAUGAUCACAGUGAACGGUCAGGAGUAUCACCUGCAGCUAGUGGACACAGCAGGACAGGAUGAAUACUCAAUUUUUCCACAGACGUACUCCAUAGAUAUCAACGGUUACAUUUUGGUCUAUUCAGUCACGUCAAAUAAAAGAGUACCCAUAAUGCUGGUGGGCAAUAAGAAAGACCUCCACAUGGAAUGUGUCAUCAGUUGUGAAGAGGGUAAAGCGUUGGCAGAAUCGUGGAAUGCAGCGUUCAUGGAGUCCUCAGUGAAAGAGAACUAGACUGCGGUUGAGGUGUUUAAGAGGGUAAUCCUGGAAGCAGAGAA
Messenger RNA from Myxocyprinus asiaticus (Chinese sucker), 765 nucleotides. RefSeq names its product GTP-binding protein Rheb-like. Gene Ontology annotation, molecular function: GDP binding; GTP binding; GTPase activity. Gene Ontology annotation, cellular component: plasma membrane. NCBI's taxonomy places the organism in Eukaryota, Metazoa, Chordata, Actinopteri, Cypriniformes, Catostomidae. The record is from RefSeq and is a predicted model, not a curated record. The transcript has a single exon. Bases 317 to 721 code for a protein of 134 amino acids. Gene Ontology annotation, biological process: small GTPase-mediated signal transduction.